UCAACCUUGAUAAACCUGAAGCCUGGUAUCAUAACCUUUCCUUACAUAGAUUUUGAGUUUCCACUCUGAUGUCAUUCUGACAUUUUAGAAAGGAGAAAACUGAAAGCAGACAAUUUGAACCUAACUUUUGUAGUAACCUCAAACUAGUCUUGACCUGCAAGGAUCUGUCAGAAUGCCGCAUGAUCAUCAAAUCUUUGAAUCUGGCUUGAUGAAGAAUCUGGUCGCUCCUGGAAAUGCAUUUGCACUCGCUUUCAUAUUUCUUAUUUUUCAGUACUCCUUCAGACUGGACUUCCAAUGUCCAUGCAAUGCUUAUAACAACACGGCUUUCUGUAUAUUGUAUGCUGCUCUUCCAUUCUGCGGACUUUGGCUUAUACUGACUUUGACUACUAAAACAAGUAGAAUAAUGUGUGCACAGUGUUGUACUUGCUCCGGUCCACAACGUUCAUGGAGAUGCUGCUGUAGGAUUACCUGUACACAGAUUUUCAGAAAUGUUGUACUUUCUGCAUUAUGGAUUGUAACGGUUUUGAUUGAUGGUGAUGCUUUGGUUUGCUGGAUACUAACAGAAGGAAAUGUAACACAUUGGCAUGAUCAAAUUCCUUGUAAAGAGACGGAAAAGCUUACUGCUGAAGAGUCUCAGAAUAUUAGACAUUACCAGGCACUAUCACAGGUAGCUGGCCUGUCAGUUCUCUUUAUUUUCCCACUGAUUUGGUUUUUAGUUUCCAUAAUUUAUCAGUGUUCUAAAACACCAUACAAAUCUUUAUUUGAAGAUAUUUACGAAGAGGAGACAAUGAGGUGCAUCGAAAUAGAAAUGCAAGAGAUGAUAAAAACAAAAACUAAAGAAGACUGUAGAACAUAUUUAAAUGCAAUUAAUAAUAGUAACAUGGACUGGAAGAAACUGACCGAAGAACUUAUUCAACUAAUUACAAAACAGAAUCCACUAAUCCAGAAUCCUGACCCAAACCAGAAUCCUCUCAAUCAGAAUCCUCCUCAGCCAAACCAGGAUCCUCUGAAUCAAAAUCCUCCACCAAACCGGAAUCCUCUUCCACCUAACCAGAAUCUUCCUCUGCCAAACCAGAACCCUCUGAAUCAAAAUCCUUCUCCGCCAAACGGGAAUCCUCCUCCACCAAACCAGAACCCUCUGAAUCAAAAUCCUUAUCCGCCAGACCGGAAUCCUCUUAAUCAAAAAUCCCCCUCUAUUCAACCAGAAUCCUCCAACACCAAGCCAGAAUCUUCUUCCGCCAAACCAGAAUCCUCCUCUUCCAAACAGAAAUCCUCCUCCGCCAAACCUGAACCCUCUGAAUCCAAAUCCUCCUCCGCCAAACCUGAACCCUCUGAAUCCAAAUCCUCCUCCGCCAAACCGGAAUCCUUUGAAUCAAAAUCCCCCUCUAUUCAACCAGCAUCCUCCUCCACCAAGCCAGAAUCUUCUUCCGCCAAACCAGAAUCCUCCUCUUCCAAACCUAAAUCCUCCUCCGCCAAACCAGAACCCUCUGAAUCAAAAUCCUCCUCUGCCAAACCGGAAUCCUCUGAAUCAAAAUCCCCCUCCAUUCAACCAGAAUCCUCCUCCACCAAGCCAGAAUCUUCUUCCGCCAAACCAGAAUCCUCCACCUCCAAACCGAAAUCCUCUUCCACCAAACCAGAACCCUCUGAAUCAAAAUCCUCCUCCGCCAAACCAUAAUCCUCUAAAUCAAAAUCCCCCUCCUCCAUUCAACCAGAAUCCUCCUCCAUCAAGCCAGAAUCUUCUUCCGCCAAACCAGAAUCCUCCUCCUCCAAACUGAAAUCCUCCUCUGCCAAACCGGAAUCCUCUGAAUCAAAAUCCCCCUCCAUUCAACCAGAAUCCUCCUCCGCUAAAUCCUAAUCCUGCUCCACAAAACCAAAAUCCUCCUCUGCUAAAUCAUUAAAUGACAUGCAUCCCCUCAACAAACAAUGGAAUACAAAUUAAAUGUAUUACUUGUUUUUCCUAACAAAUAAAAUGUCAACAUUUUGUAAGACAAAUGCAACCUGAACUACAGACCUAAACAGUGUUUUAUUUUGUGGUUUAGCUGAAGAGGAUUCUGAAUGAGCUAUAUGGGCUACUGAGCAGCUGUUAUGAUGUGACAAAUUUAAGGAAUUGUGUUUAGUGUUUGAAGAUUUGGGUUAUUAGUAUAAAUCUGGGUAUUAUUAGGUUAGGUCAAGUACAUCAGCCACGUUCUGGCUACAUUUGCAUGCUGUAAUUUGGAACAGUUUCAACAUACUGCAUAAAUGUUUUUUACUGUCAUGCUUUUCAUAAAAACUUGUUUGAAGACAUAAUGAGUGUCAUUUUAGAGUUUUACAAAAAACAAAUAAAUGCUUUUGAAUUUUCUGAAAUAUAAGUGGUGCUUUCUCAGGUUUGCGGGCAAUGUGGGUGGG
Danio aesculapii is the source of this 2385-nucleotide messenger RNA. Its product is annotated as probable serine/threonine-protein kinase samkC. The record is from RefSeq and is a predicted model, not a curated record. NCBI's taxonomy places the organism in Eukaryota, Metazoa, Chordata, Actinopteri, Cypriniformes, Danionidae. Gene Ontology annotation, molecular function: monoatomic cation channel activity. The transcript is spliced from 2 exons. The coding region runs from base 173 to 1675 and encodes 500 amino acids.